UCGGUGCAGGGCUGAGAGCUUCUGGUUUGUGCUGCAGCAUUUUGCAGCUUUCUUUAUGGGAGGAGCAGUGCGACUUCCCCACUUCUGCUCCCCCACUAUGUACUUUUUUUUUACAUCUGGCUGGCAUCGCUUAAUUUCCGCAUUCCCAAAUCCUCCCAGAUUGGGAUCACUUUUAAAGUCGGGCUGAUGCAACGGUUUCCACUUUUUAAAAUCUACUCUCGACCCUCGUCUGACCACAAGAAGGAACAUUUGUUGCACCUGGGAUCAAAGUCAGCUGUGGUCAAGACCGAGUCUGACGCAAUGCCAGGACAAAUCCCAGAUCCGUGUGUGACGGCGGGCUCCUUGCCCAGCCUGGGCCCGCUGGCUGGGAUCUCAGCCACCACGCUGACUGACAAGCUCAAGUUUGGUGAUCUCCAGGAGUUUGGAACAAUGUUGUCACCGCUGCAUUUCUUGGACAGUUUAGGGAAAAGGCCUUUAAUCAUCAAAACAGAGAGAGAUGAAGAAGAAGAGAGGAGAAAACGAAGGCGAGAGAAAAACAAAGUGGCUGCUGCUCGAUGUCGAAACAAAAAGAAAGAAAGGACAGAUUAUUUACAAAAAGAGUCAGAAAGACUAGAGAUGUUAAACUCUGACCUGAAAGCCCAAAUCGAGGAGCUGAAACUUGAGCGGCAACAGCUUAUCCUCAUGCUGAACCGCCAUCGCCCUACGUGUAUUGUUAGGACGGAUAGCGUGAAAACCACAGAAAGCGAGGAAAACCCCCUGCUGCAGCAUUUCGAGGCUAAGUGAAGACCUCAACCAGCUUGAGAAGGAGUCAUCAGCACUUAGGUUGGAGCCUCAGUCGAGGAACAGAACCAGCCAACAACUCCUGCUCUGAAACAAGAAGAUCCAGUCUCAAAUCUCGUCUAUACUCAUUUGCCCUCUGCUUCAUCAGAGCUCCAACCACAGACUUAACAAAAACACAUCAAAACUUUUUAAAAUGAAAACAUUACAAACAUAUACAUUUAAUUUCCACACUCUUUUCAUUGUUUGUCACAGAAAAGAUAAACGUCUUGGUUCUAUAUUUCAUUAUGUUGGCGCAGGCGUCAUGUAUGCACAUAUAAAUAUAUCUAUAACAAGUGUUUACAUUCUACUUUAUUUACUGUCUGCAUAUUGUUACAGGCAAUUUAUGUUUUUAUACUGUUGUAUAUAUUGUUAUAUAAGCUAUUGGAAAAAAACCUCAAUUUAUAUUUCCUGAAGAAAUAAAUGUUUAGUUUCUUUUUA
Messenger RNA from Nothobranchius furzeri (turquoise killifish), 1257 nucleotides. RefSeq names its product jun dimerization protein 2. Gene Ontology annotation, molecular function: RNA polymerase II cis-regulatory region sequence-specific DNA binding; DNA-binding transcription factor activity, RNA polymerase II-specific. NCBI's taxonomy places the organism in Eukaryota, Metazoa, Chordata, Actinopteri, Cyprinodontiformes, Nothobranchiidae. The record is from RefSeq and is a predicted model, not a curated record. Gene Ontology annotation, cellular component: nucleus. Gene Ontology annotation, biological process: regulation of transcription by RNA polymerase II.